Salvia splendens (bonfire salvia) is the source of this 1593-nucleotide messenger RNA. RefSeq names its product protein NRT1/ PTR FAMILY 5.10. Gene Ontology annotation, molecular function: transmembrane transporter activity. The record is from RefSeq and is a predicted model, not a curated record. Gene Ontology annotation, cellular component: membrane. NCBI's taxonomy places the organism in Eukaryota, Viridiplantae, Streptophyta, Magnoliopsida, Lamiales, Lamiaceae. Gene Ontology annotation, biological process: transmembrane transport. The transcript has 4 exons. Bases 1 to 1593 code for a protein of 530 amino acids.
AUGUCAAUUCCCACUCUGCAAAACGACGUCGUAAACGGAAUGGCGGAUUAUUCGGGCCGGCCCGCGAAACGGUCCCACUCGGGCUUCUGGCGCUCUGCUUCCUACAUCAUGGGGGCGGGGGCGGCGGAGAGGUUUGCAUAUUUCGGGGUGGGUACGAAUCUGAUAUCGUAUCUUACCGGGGAGCUGGGGCAGUCCACGGCGGCGGCGGCGGCCAGCAUUAAUUUGUGGGCCGGCGCCGGUUUACUGCUCCCACUUUUGGGGGCUUUGGCGGCGGAGUCGUUUCUGGGCCGCUAUCCCACCGUCGUGUUUUCUUCACUUCUCUAUAUAUUGGCACUUGGGUUGUUGACAACAUCAGCUUUUGUUGAUGAACAAGGGUCACCUAGUGAGCUUGACGUUGGGUUCUUUUUUGUGUCACUGUACCUAAUCGCCCUCGGACAAGGGGCGUACAAGCCUUGCAUCACGGCAUUUGGAGCUGAUCAAUUUGAUGAACAAGAUCCUCUUGAGCUGAGAAGUCGAAGCUCCUUCUUCAAUUGGUGGUAUUUUGGUCUUAGUGCAGGUCCACUAGUACCACUAUUGGCCUUAAACUAUGUUCAAGAUAACAUUAGUUGGGUGAUUGGAUUUGGAAUCCCCUGCGUUUCUCAAGUGAUCGCACUUGUAGUUUUCCUUCUGGGGAGGAAGUCCUAUCGGUACAACAUCAAGAGAAACGAGAAAAGUGCAUUGAAUUGGGGAGUUGUGUCUCCUACCAUUGAUGCUUAUAGCGACGAAGAAGAUCAAGUGCUCGAAUCGAUCCCUCAUCUUAAGUCUCUUAACAAGCCUUUGUUAGUAUCCGGAAAAAUGGAAGAGGCGAAAGAGAUGCUAACCUUAAUUCCGUUAUGGGCGGCAUCAUUGCCAUUUGCCAUUGCCAUAUCUCAAUCCGCCACUCUAUUCACCAAGCAAGGCAUCACGAUGGACCGGUCUAUUACUCCAAGCGUUGACCUACCGGCCGCCUCACUUCAAUACAUAAUCGGCCUCACCAUCAUCAUUCUCAUCCCCCUCUACGAUCGGGUUUUGGUACCACUUGCUAGAACCCUGACCGGAUCUCCCUCUGGAUUGACAGAGCUUGAGAGAAUCGGGAUAGGUAUGCUUCUAUGCACUCUUUCCUUAGUCGUUGCAGCUCUAGUCGAGCAAAAGCGGCUUCAAACUGCCAUACACCACGGGCUAGCCGAUAUACCCGGUGCUAGGGUUCCCAUGAGCUUCUGCUGGCUAAUACCACAAUACAUAUUGUAUGGCUUCAUGGAAGUGUUUUCCUACAUAGGAUUGCAAGAGCUAUUCUAUGAUCGUGUGCCUUGUAGCUUGAAAUCGGUUGGUCUCUCAAUAUUUCUAAGUAUACUGGGGAUGGGGCAGAUCUUGAGUAGCUUGCUUAUAUGCUUGAUUGAGGAGAUUACUAGUAAAAAUGGUGGAAAUGGAUGGUUCUCGGAUAAUACGAAUCGAGCUCACUUAGAUUACUUUUAUUGGUUGCUUGCUAGCCUUAAUGCAAUAGGUUUUGUAGCUUUCUUGUAUUUUGCAAAGUCUUUCAAAAAUAGAUCUGAGCUUCUUGUUAUCAUUGUAAAUUAG